CGGGUUAGUAUCCAGGCAAGCAAUUCUACUCUAUGGAGUGAGAUUAGGUUAAGACAAAUUUAGCUUAACCCCCUCCCUCCUCUUCAAUCAGACCCUAUCCUCGCCGGCGGCCGGCGGAUCACUUCAAGUUCGGCUAAAAUGACUUUCAAGCGAAGGAACGGAGGGCGCAAUAAGCACGGCCGCGGCCAUGUCAAGUUCGUUCGCUGCUCGAACUGUGGAAAGUGCUGUCCUAAGGACAAAGCCAUCAAGAGGUUUCUUGUAAGAAACAUUGUGGAGCAAGCUGCUGUCAGGGAUGUCCAGGAAGCUUGUGCCUUUGAUGCAUACACUCUUCCCAAGCUCUAUUUGAAGGUGCAGUAUUGUGUUUCAUGUGCAAUUCACUCCAAGGUUGUCAGGGUCCGCUCUCGUGUUGAUAGGAGGAAGCGCGAGGCUCCUGUGCGAAACAUCAACAAACGCCCAAUGGACAAUGCUGGUCCUAAGGCUGGUCAAGGUGCACCACGUCCUCCUGGAGCUCCUUCAACUGCUGCUCGUGCCUAAGCGAGCUGCUUCCCCAUGUAAUUUUUUGUACUCCCUUUAUAUAGUUAUUAUAUCUAUGCUUGCGAGAAUUUGAGAAUGUGUUUUUGACCGAUCAUCACUGUUUGUUUUAAUUGCAAAUUUGUGAUAUAGUUUUCCUCUAAUUACUUGGUAUAUU
Molecule: messenger RNA, 688 nt
Organism: Cuscuta campestris
Lineage: Eukaryota; Viridiplantae; Streptophyta; Magnoliopsida; Solanales; Convolvulaceae
Source: the annotation of a GenBank genome assembly